AGAAGGUGUUGCAAUUUGCCAAUAAUUUCAAUUCCUUCUUCUAAUUUUGGAGAUGGGCUUUUCCAGGUCUAUACUACUUCUGCUAGUGCUGGCCUUCUUCACUUGCUGCUUCAGCUUCUCAUCUACUGAUGCUACCAGUCAUGAUCUUAACCAUGGUGGAAACAUCACCAUAAAUUGGGAUGUCAUCUCCUGGACAGCCGAUGGCUACGUUGCGGUUGUGACCAUAUACAACUAUCAGAGGUUGAGAAAGAUCCGAGAACCAGGUUGGACAUUGGGAUGGAGAUGGGCAAAGUACGAGGUGAUAUGGACUAUGAUAGGAGCUCAAACAACAAUGCAAGGAGAUUGUUCCAGAUUCAAAGGAAACAUCCCACAUUCCUGUCGGAGGGCUCCGGAAGUUGUGGACUUGCUGCCCGGUACUCCUUACAACCAGCAGGUAGAAAACUGCUGCAAAGGUGGGGUGCUUAGCUCGUGGGGCAGGAAUGGAUCUAGAGCCGCCGUGAGUGGAUUCCAACUCGCUGUUGGGCAAGCCGGAAGCACCAAUACAACCGUCAGCUUGCCCAAGAAUUUCACCUUUGAAGCGCCGGGGAGCGGCGGAGGAUAUGCUUGUCGACGGCCCAAAAUUGUGAGGCCUACAAGAUUCGUGUCCCCAGAUGGGAGAAGAGUGACACAAGCUAUGAUGACAUGGAAGCUGAGUUGCUUGUACUCGAACAAAUCUCCAAAAGUUGCAUAAUCUGCCCCUCCUCAUCCUCAUUCAAAACAAAAUGCCCCGAAAGAAGCCUCGUAGCUAGAGGGCUAUAUAUAUAUAUAUAUAUAUAUAUAUAUAUAUAUAAUUGUAUAUAUGUUCCUCAUAGUUUUUUGCAUUUCAGUUCUGUUUUGUUCCAUUGAAAUUCUGAAUUUGUUUAAUCGCUUGUUGCCUGUUGGCGUAAAAUAAACCCACUACUGGUUUACUGCAAUGUUUGUGGAUUUGUAAUAAAGUAUUGAGUAUUAAAAAAUGGUAUUAGGGCUUGAACCAA
Molecule: messenger RNA, 1013 nt
Organism: Ipomoea triloba (trilobed morning glory)
Lineage: Eukaryota; Viridiplantae; Streptophyta; Magnoliopsida; Solanales; Convolvulaceae
Product: protein COBRA-like
Exons: 4
Coding region: 53-730 (225 amino acids)
Biological process (GO): cellulose microfibril organization; plant-type cell wall cellulose biosynthetic process
Cellular component (GO): plasma membrane
Source: RefSeq, a predicted model, not a curated record